Messenger RNA from Neodiprion fabricii, 6646 nucleotides. It is a transcript of the gene fdl, whose product is annotated as probable beta-hexosaminidase fdl. The record is from RefSeq and is a predicted model, not a curated record. Gene Ontology annotation, cellular component: membrane. Gene Ontology annotation, biological process: ganglioside catabolic process; glycosaminoglycan metabolic process; carbohydrate metabolic process. NCBI's taxonomy places the organism in Eukaryota, Metazoa, Arthropoda, Insecta, Hymenoptera, Diprionidae. Gene Ontology annotation, molecular function: beta-N-acetylhexosaminidase activity. The transcript is spliced from 11 exons. The coding region runs from base 1492 to 3507 and encodes 671 amino acids.
AAUUCGGCCGACAGAUAGCGCGAAGAACGCGAGGCAGCGUCGCUCGGGAUGAGGCCGCGCUGUCAAACGAAGAAUCAAAUCAGUCGGGGAGUUUGAAUCGAGGAGAUUGUUACGUGCGCCCCUCUUCUUUGGUGAAAAGUUCUUGUCCCGAGCUGCCGAGCGUUGCGCUUAUUACCGUUACGUUCGAUUUCUCUCACCGAGAUCCUGAGGAGAGACAGCAACCUCGUUUGUCCGAGUUCGAUCAGGGCGUGUAAACACCGGCGGAUUAGAUUAUUAAAACCCUUCGUCGCUCUCGCGGAGACUGCUCCGAGUGUUCCGAGUCUAUCCGUUCGCUUUGUACCUGCAAACUAAAUUUGAUUGAAUCGCGUGUGUCGCCGCCUACGCACGCGUGGUAAUCGUACAGUGACCGUACGCACUGUUGUUGUUUUAGUAAAUGCUACAACACUAUUGCAUUGAUAAGAAAAGCGGUCGGUCGUUUCUUCGGUUGUGCUGUUCGUCGAUACGUUCGUCGACGGUGGAUUAUAACAUCUCAGGGGAAUCGGCCUUGGUUGUAGGCUAAAAUAGGAGCCUCCAUCUCACGCUGCGUUUCACAUUCGUUUCUCUCGCUGCGACUACGAGGUUUCGCUUUCCCUCUUCGCAACUUCAGGGUUAGGAUGUCCGUGACUUUGGAUGAUUUUUAAAAAAACUGCGAUGCUGCUGCCGCUGCUGCUGUGGGAUUAUUAAAAACAAACGGAGGCAAUUUAUCUAAUUGCGCGUUUCUUGUUUUUUUUUUUUUUUCUUUAUAAUCUUUCUUUUAUUUUACCAUUUAACAACAAGAGUAUAAAUCCUCAUUUUCAAUUCCGGAUUUAAUACGUCGUAACUAUUUUGCUUACAAUAUAGACGUGACAUAAAGUAGUUCAAAGUAGCCGUAAAAGUAUAAUACAAUCAUCGGUUAUCCGUCGUUUGUGUUAACCUCCUCGUGCCGCGACGAUUGUCUCUUACAAUUGAUUAAAAUUCGAAACUAAAACUUUUUCUUUCCUUCGCUUAAUUUACUUUUUUUUUUAUAUAUAUAUAUAUAUAUAUAUAUAUAUAUUGUUUUUAAAUAUUACCAUUAACCGGUGUGAUCAUCACGCGGGUAUAAAACGUGGCCUCAGAAAUAUUCCGAAAACUGAUGAAUCAGAAAAAAAGAACGUGGCAGUCGAAUCGUAACUUCUAAAAAUUAAAUCGAAACUAAAAAAAAAAAAAAUACGAAGGCAGUUUUUUCACCGUAAAGAAGAUUAAAAAAAAAAAAAAAAAAAGUAAUUGAAGACACAUGUUUAGAUAAUAUAUCGAACCCAUCGGCGAGAUGGUGCUGCAGUUCACUUUUCCCUAUUCGUCUUUUUAUAUCUCCUAUUCCGCUGCUUCUUUCUUCUGAAUAAAGCUUUCAGAUUCGCUCGAAUGAGGGGGCUUGGAUGAGAGAUAAUAACUGCCCAGAAUUGAAAAGUAUAUUUAGAGAAAAAAUUACGUAAACAUAUGUCGUACAGAAUGAAGUUGUUAGUAAGGAUGAUGGUGGGCGGUGUGCCGAGCGGCAAAAUGCGACGGGCCCUGAUGGUCCUCAUCCUGGUUAUGGGGGUCCUUUUCAUAGCGAUGUACGCCCGGACGCCUCCGAUUGUAUCACUUCAGCCUUUCACUGCCAGAAGUCUGAAGCAGUUGCAACAUUUGGUGACUUUCAUGGGCAACAACCAUACUUCCGAAAGUCCGGAAACGAAGCUAUAUGAAUAUUCGGAAAUACAUAGGAACUUCCAGAGUCCUUGGUCCUGGGGCUGCGUCGCGGGUCGCUGCGAAAGAAGAGCUGUACGAUCCUCAAGGACUUCGCUGGCAACUUGCACAGCCCUCUGCGGGGGUAAUGAACGCUUAAUUUGGCCCCGACCUACGGGCGACGUCUUCCUCGGGGAAAAUAGCGUCACAUUCCAUCUUCAACAAAUAUCGCUGGUUACCGUAAACACCAGCGAUCAGGAGGUCAAGAAUCUUUUGGAACACGCCAAGGACGUAUUUUUAGGUAACAUUAGGAGUAUGAUAAAAGUCCAGAAUGCCAAGGCAAGGUCCAGUAUCGAUAGUUUCGUUAUAUAUCUAUCAGCGGGUGACGUUCUGGGCACGAGGCAAACUCUGACCACCGAUGAAUCUUACAACAUCCAAGUCACCCUCAAGGGUAAACUCCUGGAGGCCAAGAUCACCGGGAAAACUUAUUACGGCGUUCGCCACGGCCUCGAGACCCUAAGUCAGAUGAUUUGGUGGGACGAGGCGGCCGGCCGAAACGGAAUACUGAGGGCGAUAUCAUCCGCUUCUAUCCGAGACAAACCGACGUUCGGCUAUCGGGGGCUGCUCAUAGACACGGGUAGACAAUUUUUCGCUAUCGAAGAACUGAAAAGAGUCGUCGACGGGAUGGCCGCCUCCAAGCUCAACACCUUUCACUGGCACUUGUCGGAUUCUCAAAGCUUUCCUUACGACUCUCCACAGUUUCCGGAAAUGGCCAGGUGGGGUGCCUUCAGUGGGGAUCAAGUUUAUUCUCCCGAGGACGUUAAGGACCUCGUGGAUUACGCUAAAGUACGGGGCAUUCGCGUCUUAAUCGAAAUCGACGCACCCGCUCAUGCCGGCGCCGGAUGGCAAUGGGGCGCAGAGAACGGUUUUGGAGAACUGGCGCUUUGCGUUGACCAGCAACCGUGGUCGGCAUACUGCGGUGAACCAAACUGCGGUCAACUUAAUCCGUUCAAUGAACAUUCUUAUAAAAUCCUCGAAGGACUCUACAGAGAACUUUUGGACAUCACCGAACUUCGUGAUAUUAUUCACAUCGGUGGUGACGAAGUGAACUUGGAAUGUUGGGCCCAGUACAAUAACAUUACCAUGGCAAUGCAGGCACAGAAUAUAACAGAUCUUCAUGCCUUAUGGGGUGAUUUCGAAACGAAAGCACUCCACAGAGUAUUCAGAGCCAAUCACAACCACGUUCCGAAAGCUGUCGUUGUGUGGAGUUCGCCUCUUACCAAACGGCCGUACAUCAACACGUACUUCAAUCCCCAGUUACACGUAAUUCAAUCUUGGGGCGGCAGUAACUGGCCGGAAACUCCAGAGCUCCUGGAGGACGGUUUCCGGGUAAUACUUUCGCACGUAGACGCGUGGUAUUUGGAUUGCGGAUUUGGCAGAUGGCGAGAAACGGGGGAAGCGGCUUGCGGCGAAUAUCGAAUCUGGCAAACUGUCUAUAAUCACAGGCCUUGGAAAGAUUAUAGCCAGAAAGAGGUUUCUCUCAUUCUUGGUGGCGAAGCCGCGCUUUGGUCCGAGCAAGUGGGACGAGCGUCAUUAGGGCCCCGAUUAUGGCCGAGGGCCUCAGCUUUUGCGGAAAGAUUAUGGACUGACUCUUUGUCGAACGGUUAUACGAUCGAAGAGAACGUCUACACGAGGCUUGCGGCGCACAGAGAACUCCUUCGCAGUCGAGGACUUCACACUGAGCCAAUGUGGCCGCAGUGGUGCUCGGAAAAUCCUGGUAAAUGCCUUUGACCAGUCUUUGGCAGCAGCGGUAUGAAAGGAGGAGUACUAGUUUAAAAGAACAGGUACAUGGAUCCUUGACAGGGCUUAGUGUAAUGGAUAUCCUCCGCGAUAUAAAUUUUUGAUAAUCUCUGCGGCGGCAUGCGAAUAUUAUAUUCAAUAUUUAUUAUAAACAAAUAGAUAUAUAUAUAUAUGAAGAUAUAUAUACAUAAAUAUAUAUGCACUAAAAUUUUUACAAGAUUUUUGAUUAAGUUAAUUGACUAUGAAAGGUGUACUUUCUCGUCAAGAUAAGUAGCGACGUAAUAUCGACUGUUACAUUUAAUGCCUUUGAAAAUUCAAAGUUAGUCCACAGGGACUCAAAGUUUUGAAUUGAACCUCGUUCAUAUUCAAUAAUAUGUAUAUUAUAUAUUGUAUAAUAGUAGAACUACUAAUAAUGUUAUGACAGAUUUAAAGUAUCUGUCUUAUAAUUGUAUAAUUUGAUAAAAACACAGAAUAAUAUUGCUGCUCGAGGGUAAUGAACACGAAAGAGAUUGAAAAAAUAAUAACAAAAAACACUUACAUACAUACAUGACAGGCAGCAAUAUGUUUAUUGACACGACCUAUGCUUUUCAUAUUAUUGUGUUCCCGCCCCUUUCUCAUGCAAACUUUGCAGUACCUGAUGUAAUGCUGCAUCUUGCUUUUAAUUAUUUACUGUCAGAUCGUCCAAUAUUUCAUAUAUUAUCUAAUGUACGUCAUGAUUUUUUUUCCUGAAAAAUACUUCUUCAUUUAAUGCUUGUGAAAAAGUGAUAUCCUCAGAGAACUUAACCACUCCCUAGUUUUUGAUCAUAUAACUCAUAUCGAAAUUAUGGUAACGAGUUGAUACGUACCUGAGUAUCCUGUACAAUGUAAAACUCAUACCAUCCGAGCUCCUACUGCUUAACCUCCCUUGAUGUACACAUCAAAACAUCAAAAUCUAUAACAAGCAAAAAACUUCUUUCUCUGCUAUAUCGCUCGCUUUACCAACAGGUAUUUCACUUGAUUUGGUUUAUUCGUAGACGAUACACGGAGUAAUGAUUGUAAUCGAAGGCAUUUAGUGGUAUUCGAGCAUCAAGUGUCUUAUUUCUUGAUCACUCGAGAUAUGAGGUAGAAUUGAAAAAUAGUGUACUGAGCAUUUGUCACCCUGGAUAUGAAGUGAGACUGAGACGAAGGGAGAACGGAUUUUCAUGACAUGAGCUUUCUGUGAUGAUAAAGAUAAAAAUUUACCAACAUCUUUUUUGAGCAGUAAAAACUUUGCAAUACUGUUGAAUGAAUCGGAACAACGGGAUAGUAAUACUCUGACAUUAUGGCGAAGCCUUAAUAUUGAUAAUCGUAAAUGUACAGUAUACACAGAAAUUUAUUAUAUAAAAAUGUCGAAACCUCCAUUUCACUAGAUAGGUAAAUCGACAUUCUUAUAUGUUAUAGAUAAAGUUGACUUCUCAUCUGCAAGUGCUUACAAAUACAUGCUCGUAGAGUGUUAGGAAUAUUUAGGCCCUGUACUUGUGCUAUUUGUUUAGGUAAACAUUCACCUAAUUCCCUCAUAAUAUUGCAUAUUUCUGAAGUUACGAUUGCUAUGAGUAUUGGUAUGUGUAUGUCAGCUACAUUUAUAUCGAACAUUCCAUAAUAAAUUAAUAGUUAUAAUAAUUUGACAACUCGCAUUAAAAAUUAUAUUCAGAGGUAGAAUUCAUUUUGGCUGAUCGGUAAUAUACAGUGGUCAAGUGUUCCUAACAAUACUGACAAAACGAAUUUACUACCACUAGUUUUCAUUACAGGGUGCAAAAAUCAGUGUGACGAGACUUUAGGAUCAGUUUCUGAAAUCCAAAGAACUUUUCUUUUUCUUUGACGGUUGGAAUAAAUUUUUUUACCUGUUAAAUUCGAGAAUCAUUAAUUAGGUACAGAAUGGUCUACACGAGGUGACAUUGUAAACUUGCAUUGAUCAUCGAUCAGGUAUCCAUAGACCAUUGAUUCACUAAAUAUAAAUAUUCGAAGCUUCGAUCUUGUUAAUAACUCUAUGUACUUGCACACAAAGAAGCCAAACUGUACUAAAAUGUCGUCAGUUUAUCGGAAACAAUAGCAUUGAGACACCUUGAAAACGUUAGGUAAUGGGAUAAUUUUCGCAAAAAAAGAAGAGAAAUAAGUACCAGAGACGCUGGUUAGAGUUCGUUAAUCACAGUUUAUAAUUAUGUAACCCUUACAAUUAUAACAGUUGUGGUUAUCGAGAAUGGACCAUCCUAACAAUAAUGUACAGUAUUCUGAUAGAUACCCCAAUUUCUAUUGUAAAGAUAGAAAAUUCGUUUCACCAUAGGUUUAUUAUGAAGUCUGCACGCCGUAUAAUUGUAAGGAAAUAAUUCUGUUGGGAUAUCCGUUAUACAUAAAUUUCAGUCUAAUUUGACAGAAACUAUAAUUUUGUUGUGUCUUUUAAUAUGGAAUUUCUGAAUAUCUAUAGCAGUUGGAUUUACAACUUAUAAUUUUGCAAAAUUGUUGUGUGAUGUUUAUUUUAGAGGUAUUAUUAUGGAUUGUGAGUGAUUUUUGUACACAUUAAAGUAUUAAAACCACAUGUAUAGGUAAUGAACGAGUUUUAUUAUUGGGGUAUUGAUGUGUGGCACGAAAUGCUGCUGGAAUAAAACCAAUCAGUACAUGAAAAAGAUAUUCUUCUGACAAAGUUCGGAGCAUUCACCUGAAAAUAUUAAAUUACGAAUAUAUUGAAUGUCCAAAUUUUUCUGAAUAUCGGCCAUGCGUUUAGUUUUACUUCCAUAUAAUAAGGUUCAACAAGCUUGCUAUUGAAUCGUAGAUUAAAUACGAAAUUGUCCAAAUAAUUAUUGUAUGUACAUAAAUAAGUAAUAAUUCAGUACUUACCGAUAUUUACUAAUAUCAAAGGUUGUAAGGAAUAUAGUCAGUUAUUAAUGGCCUUGGCGCAAUUAGGUGCGGAUAUACAUCAUGCGAUUAAUUGCAAUCAAUGCAACUCGAGUUUUUUUUUUUUUUUGUUUACUUUUAAAAUUGUUUGCAUCUGAAUUUUCGUAUAUAUAAAAUGAUUUGUUAAAUUCUAUCUUAUAUACUCAUACACGUAUAAUAUUUAUACUUACUAUAUUUAUAAAUGUUUGAAAAUGUAAAUAAAAAAUAUGAAUGAUGACACUGA